AUGAACCUUUCGUUAAACGAUUCUGGACUGAAAUACUGGAGCAACAGCCACGAAGGUUUAUGGAAUCGCUUUCUAGUGUUGUGCUUCUUGUCUGCUGUUUAUCUCUCAGUCUUGGCGGUUUUAACAACUCUCGCAAACGGAGUUCUACUCAUAGCUCUCUACCAAGAUCCUUUUAAAGUCUUCCGUCAACCGCCUACCAUCUUCAUCACUGGCUUAGCAGUAGCUGAUUUUUUAACCGGCCUUGCUGUGGAUCCACUUUUCGCCUACUUCUACUUCGAAGUCUAUAGGGACACAAUGAGCGCGGAACGUUACAAUAGCAUUUUAAAAGCGGCUGGGGUUUUAUCCAGCGUUACAAUGAACGUGUCGAUUCUGACGAUUCUGUUUCUCUCCUGGACUCAAUUCAUUGCAAUUUCGUUUCCUCAUCGCCACAAACAGCUGGUUACAGGGAAAAGAGUCUUGGUUUGCGUUUGCGGAAUAUGGGCUUAUUCUCUGCUGUUUUCGAGCUCACUUCUCAUGGGCGUCCCUGAAAAGGCGUUUCAAAAAAUCGACGUCUUUCUGAACCUGACACUCAUUCAUCUACUGGUCCUUUUCUCUUACAUUGCGCUGCAGGUUUCGUACAGGCGUCAGUUAGGGCAGUUGAAUCCUUUGCAGGCAAACGCCAUUACCUCCAUUCAACUCACAGAUGCCUGGGAGCACCGCCGCAGAAAAGACCAAAGGCACUUUUUUGUAAUAAGCUUGUUACUCGCGACCUGUUUGCUUUUAUUUGUGGCUCCAGUGACUGUAAUGUGGUAUGUUACCCUUUACUAUACACCACAAACUUACGAGGGGGUGGUAAAAGCCACAAUGGCUAAUGUUAUAACAGAUGCGAAUUUAUUUCUUAAGUUCUUGAUCGACCCAUUCAUCUACGCGUGGAGGCUUCCCAAGUUUAGACAAGCAGUGAAGGCGAUUUUCUCAAAAAGAAGAUCCUCGAAUAUGGAUUCUAUAACCAUGGUUAGUUUUAACUUGCGGUUGUCAAGAAAUCAAAUACAUUGAAACAGUUUAAUUUUAAGACACACCGACAGAGAGACCUACAGAACUAAACACACUUGCUUUAUACUUAGUGGAACGAUCUACUAGAGUAGCUAGUUACCAGGUUAACAUGCAAAACUUGAACAGCAUGCGGCCACCAGACACACUGAAAAUAAAAGUUGACUUUGGUCAGUUUUCUGAACAGCUUUCCCGCAGUUCCACUAGACAGGAGUUUUUUUUUUCUUUAAACCAUUAUCAGAGGAUAUCGCCCAAAAAACGUCAAACAUUGUUAUAUUGUUUUUUUCUUUUAACUUUCUUAAUUAUAAGUUCCCCGGAAAAGUUGCUACUAAAUUAAGAAGACUGCUUCUACCUCUCUUAACCAUUAAAAGUCGGUGGGGGAGGUUGACUUUGUGAAUUAAAGUUAAAGACGAAGGCUUAUUUACUGAGGGCAAAUACGUCAAUUAUUGCUCAACUUGAGAUUUUUCAAUAAUUUUGAAUUCUAUGAACUUGAGAAAUUGGGAAUAUUUAUUAUAUUGUGCUAUUUACAUCGUUCUUAUACUAUUGCUUAGAGUCUAAUGACAUCGCAUGAAAAAUAUAAGAGAAAGAGGAAAAAAGGACACGCAUGAUGGCAAAGCAAAAUGUGCACCGAGUUUAAUGUAAAUCAAAAAGCAACUGGCGUACGUAACUCUACUUAGUUUACGUAUAUUAAACGAUUGCCAGGCACCGCUUUGCUAAUUCAGCUUAUAGGCUGCCCGCUGAAGUUGAUUAUUUGUCAUAAUGAAAGCGAAUUUUAUCGUCUUUUUUUCACAUUUGCUUUUAGAAAGAAAUUACAACUGAAAGGUGUUUUACUUGACAAUAGUGUCUCUGAGUAAGCCCUGCUGUCACUCAUCCUCGGCUGUGUAUGAUUUCACCUGCUCAUCCCGGUGCCUUUUUUAUUUAUUUCAGACAACCAAAAUGAAAAAAAAAAAACUUUGUCAAUAAGAGACCUAAACUAAUGGUUUCGUUUUGCUUCCAGUUUUUUCCUAACAUUUGCACUAGAACUAUUAUUAAUUCAUGAUUUUGUCAGCGAAUUCCAGGCGGGCAGAACGACAAUGAAAGUAUUAAUAAAUCCUUUUCCCAUGUUUGGUUGAAAAGCCGAUAAAACAAAUGCUUUAUUUGGCUUGUUAGGCCAUCAGUUUCCAAAUAUAUAGUGUUUCGCUUUGCAUCACUCGCUUUCUUUAGUUAGAGCGAGGUGGUCGGUUAGGCACUGUCAGCAGGCAUAGACUUAAAUAACUGUAUUCGCGCGAUCACCCUAUCGACUCCAAAUACGAUUCCUGUGAAUGUUUAUUUAAACACGACUGAAAAAUCUUACGUGAAACCUUUCUUAAACAAAUAAAAAGAAUGGAAGCGUUUUCUAAAUGAUAAUAACAAAAGGUGAUGUAAAUCGCUUCAUUUAUUAAAAAAGAGUAACACGACCUGAACUACGUUCCGGUUGACCGAGGCCCCGUUGAGAAAAGUAGUCCUGGGAAAGAGGAUCACCCUCCCAGCGAAGGACUCGGCCAACAGACAGCAGCCAAGCUGCCGCGUGUUCUAAUUGUCUCGCCCUGAGCGAGUUGACCCGGCUGGGCGAGCCCAAACUCUCAUAUGGAGAAAGGUUGGCCCGGCUUAGAGGGUGACCGUACUGUCACAAAAGGGUGACCCGACAAGGCAGACCACCCGUUAGACUGUUCACAGUCCUCUAUUUUUCCGUAAGAUCAUCGAGAUAGAGCGCUUUGUGUUACGGGCUGCCAUCUUGCAUGAGUGUCAAAACUACUUAUAGGGGCGGGGGCGGUUUGGGAGGAGGCGCCCUCCCCCCCCUCCCCUUCUUCCCAGAGUUAUAAUUCCCGACGCCCGCCCCUCGGUACAUUUGAAAAUCAAGAUACCCGUGACGGUAAGACGCGGCAUAUCUAAACGAUCUCACGAAAAAAUAGGGGACUGUGAACAGUCUAGCCACCCUUCCACCCUAGGUAACUUUUUGUUUCUCAUGUCAACGACUCGGCAAUUUUUGUAAGAACAUUUAAUAGCAAAGUGUGCCUUGCCCAGGGUGGCUCGGGUAGGCGAGUGACCCUUCAAACGAAGACUGGAAUCGCCGGAGAGCGGAGGAAAUUCAGCCUAGAGGAUGUUGUGAUCAGGCUAAAAGCAAUUAAAGGAAAUUAUUUUCUUUAGACCCAAAAGGGACUCGCCAGUCCGUCUAAGCUAGAUGUCCGUCUUUUCCGGCUGCCUGUCCGCGGCAUAGAGCAGUAUUAUACUGCGUAAAGUGGGUCUUGUGUUCCUGAUCGCCUCCUCUGGAAAUUAAUUGUCAAUGAAUAAUUUGAAAUUAAAGUUUUACAGAGAAAACUGUCUAAACGUUAUCGAAAUAUUGAACCUGUGCCAAAAUAUAUUAUUGAAAUUUGAAUUAUGAGCACAAAAUAUAAAAGGGAAAUACAUCAAGCAAUAAAUUUCGCCAUAGCAUGGAGCAGUUUAUUAUUUGAACAACUUUAAUUGACAGGUGAAGGCUCAAGGAAUUGACCAAGCCUACGCCACAGACGCAACUAAAUUUCUGGUUAAGUCUGUUUGCAAAACAGCGCCGAAAUCCUUGUUAGAUUACUCUGCGACACAAACAAGUUGGCCAAUCACAAGGCUGAACUGACAAGACUUCAUGACGUCACGGCGGCCAUAUUGGUGUUCCAAAACAAUAAAACGGCGGCCAUGUUGGUGUACCAAGACAACCCUAUGGGAAUUGAACUCUUGUCUUUUGUAAAAAUUUUCUUUUGUUGGUAUAAAUUAGCAUAGAUGCUGGCUACGUGAGUGAAUACGCCCUAUAUAAGUUUUUGAAGUCAACAGGUUAAUACCCAGAACAACCUUUGGAUAAUUAGCCCGUCAGUCUGUUGUUGUGAUGGUAUUUAAACGUAAAAGGCUCAUAACAGUUUAAAUACUAGUUUGAAGAUAGAAUGAAACCAUUAAAGAAUCUGAGUGUUGAUUACCCACAAGCACUGCAUUUACAGGUGCUAUGAUCAUGCCACCCUGAAUAUCAGUGAAUAGUUGGAGCAGGUCCUCUUUUAUAAACAAACGGAUAAGAAUUAAACUUGGUAUUUGAAGCCGCUUGAUGAAUUCAACUUCACAAGACAUCAAGGUAUUGUAGACACUGCUUGAUUUAAAAAAAAAUGGUUUUAGGUUUGUAAACGAAACGCACCCGUUAAUUAAGCGUGAGGACAAUUGCCGAUGAGUCUUUAUAUAGACUUUUUAGUGGAGUCUAAAAAUCUUGUUGAAAUUACAAUUAGCGAUUCAUCUGACUGAUAGAAUCACAGAGCUGAGCAAACUACUCUCUCCCGAGUCCCUCGGCCAAAGACGGGCUCGUUUUAACAGUAAUAGGGAAAUUUAGAGUGGGCAUAUGACAUUAGUGAACAAGUCAAAAGAAAAUAACAGGUUGAAUAUUUGAAUAUAAAUUUUUUGUUCUGGAGAAAAAUAUUGCUUGGAAAACGGGAAUCCUGGUCUUUGAAAUCAGGAAUACAGUUCAAGGAAUCUGGAAUUGGAUCUGGUAUCCAAAUUCCACUGAGAAAAAAUGGAAUCCAGUACAUGGAAUCCAGAGUCCAAGACUGUCUUGGAUCCCUCAUUAAUUUGCAUGGAGCGAGAAUAUGCUUCAUUCAGAUAAUAUAAAAUUCCAACAUUUAAACUGCGCAUCUAAGUAAACGAGAGCGCUAAGAAAUUGAAGGUCAAAUUAAGCAACAUUCGGUCGACGAUUUUUAAAACAUCUUCGUUCACCGGCACCAUGCAUGUCUUUGACACUAGUGUACAUGAGAACAGCUGUGGGGAUUGUUUAAACACACUUUUCCAACCCUUCUUUCACCCAUUACUUUGGUGUCCUCAUUUAUAGCACACCGUAAAAUUCCGAAAAUAAGCCCCGGGGAUUGUAUUUUUCAAAGGCCCUUUUUUGAAGGGCUUAUUUUUGGAGGGGCUUAUAUUCGGAGAGGCUUAUCUACGGAGGGAAAUUUGCGUUUCAAAAUCGAUUGGGCUAGCCUUAUAUAGUUGGAAGUAAAUUUACCGUUUUAGCUUUGUUUUAGUUUGUAUUUUAGGGCAAUUUUCCAAGUACAAGCCCCCCGGGGGGCUUAUAUUUGGAGAGGCGAUUUAACGGAGGGUUUUUUGUGUUACUGGUUUGGGGGGCUUAUAUUUGGAGGGGCUUAUUUUCGGAAUUUUACGAUACUAUGUUGUGAUCAUGAAGUAUUUUGAAUUCAAAACUUAUUAUAUUUUUAAGAUCUAUCUCAUCUUUUAAGUUUCGGAGUGUUUCAUUGAUCUUGGGUAGGUCAUGGUUAGUAAGGAUUUUGCCACAUGAGUAUUUUCCUGUUUUGAUCUUUUAAUUCUUUUGUGUCUUAAGCCGAGUGUGUUUAAUUUUGCGGUUCUGUAAUUUAACCCGAGUCUCCGAACCAGCUGGUGUGGGAGGUGCCCGAAUGGUCGAACAUCCUGCAACGCGCCGCGCUAGACAAGCCGGUGCAUAACAACAUGCAAAUAGGGCAGCAAUUACCUUAUAUUACUUUUUAACAAACGUUUUUAAAAAUGAAGAAUGAAAUUUUAGCGUUCAAUAUAUUUUGUUGCCUACAGAUUGUCCCUGUUCGCUGGACUGUUAGUAAAGAAUGCUGCAUGUUUUUACAAGGUCUGUUGUCAAAGCAACAUUGGAUCUGCCUCGCUUGUUCUUUUGGUAUUGUGAUCUUGACUAUUUACUCAGGUAAGCAUAGAAGAGAGUUAGUUGCCCUCUUAGGCCACCGUUUACAAGGAAAAAGAAAAAAAAGAAAACAGAAAAAGGGUCACCUGCGCGGGUACUCCUUAUGAUGUCCUAUACAGGGAGGCUCCGCCCUUUUUAGGCUUCAGGUCCUUGAGGCCCCAGUUGCUCAAAAGUUGGAUAGCACUAUCCACCUGAUAAAUCACUAUCUCAAGGAUAAGUGUCAGGGAAACCACUGCGCUCUCCAGUGGAUAGUGAUUUAUCCGGUACAUAGCGUUAUCCACCUUUUGAACAGCUGGGGUCAGGAAGGCCGGUACGGAUUUUUUGAAGUAUAUUAAGGGGUAAGUCUGUAAAAAGACCACAAGAGCGACAGAAGGAAUUUAUGGCUGUGAAAGAGUCGCGAAAAUUUUCUGGUUUUGUGAUUUAUUCAUAUUUAAACUAAAAGACAGUGCAUUUCAAGCAAAUAAAAGGAAUGCUAAGUUGUAAACUAGAUAUGUGAAAGGGGUACCAUUUGACAUUGAAAGGUGUACGAAAGCAGUACCUUUUCUUCCAAAAACGGUGUUGGAUCUCGGGGUGGAGCCUCCCCACAUAAAACUUUGCUGAGUAACUCCUGGGGGGUCACCCUCCCAGCCAAAUCGACUUUAGCGAGCGUUUCAGUGUGGGGAAAAAGUAGACACCUUUGAUCGAGCAAAGAGCUGUCAACAGAACUAGAGCAUACUUAGUCGGAGUUUUACCCGGCUUGGCGUGCCAAAGUGUUUAUAUGGAGAAAGGUGGACCCGGCUAAGUGGGUCGCCCUCCUAGCCGAGCUAACUUCUUGGUUUCUCAUGUAAAGGGUGCGCCAAGUUUCGUAAGGAAAUAUAGGAAAAGCUGGUUCGCACAGGGUAGCUCGGUCAGGCGGGUGGCCCUACCUUCCACCCGGAAAAAGUUUUGUUUAUAUAAACGGGUUCUUAAGCAACUCUGUGCACCAAGCUUUGGAUUAAAUGUCUGCCAGGCCUCCCAUGAUAGUCCCUAUCGGGCGACCAAGUUUUAUCGCUUUUGAACCACUCUUCCAAGUUCGAAGAAAAGUGAGUUGGACGGCUAUAAGUUGAAAGUUUUACUUAUCAAAGUUCGGUAAAAAUUAUUCCUAUCAUCUACUCCACAUUCGUAGGACCAGUCCUGUUCCAGUCAAAAAAGUAUUUACAGCUAAUCCCUUUUUUUUCACAUUCUAAAAGUUAAAUUAUGUCUUUCCUUUAUUUGAAGGCUACAAUUGUGCAAACAAUGCUCGCUUGGACACACCCAAAGAUCAACGCACUUUUAACAUCGUACCUGCAAACAGCAACUAUCAGCUAGGAAAAGAAGGCGUUGGCCCUUGCCUUAAGGAUGCUUUUAAAGACAUUUUGCUUGUUGUUGUGUACAACUACCCGUUUUACGACACUAUACCUCACCUUAGCGCGCUUUACAGACCAGCCUUUCCUCAUCUUUUAUUCUGCGGACCUCCUCAUAACACAACUCGCUCUGGAAUCCUCACUGUUAAUAUCUACAGAGGUAUUCUGGGAUAUGAGUGCCUUGGAAGAGCGAUACGUGAGCAUCCGGGAUACAGGGGCUAUUUUUACAUCAGUGAUGACGUAAUUCUUAAUUAUUGGAAUUUCCCGGAUUUUGACCGGGAAAAGAUAUGGGAGUCGUCGUUUUCCUUUGGAUCGACUCCGGUUUACGAGCCUGCACGCACUGAUUGGUACUGGUGGAUUUCCCCGUACGGUUUAAAUAACUGCCGAAGAGCUUGCGAAGAUGUGGCGAAUAUGAAUUUCGGUGAGAAGAAACUCAACGUUAAGUAUCACCUAAGUACUCUCUCCAAGAACAGCAAUGGAAGCCUGCGCUGCUUUAGCGGUCGCUCGGACAUUUUGUACAUCCCAAGAAAACACGCAAAAGCGUUUUCAAUUCUGGCGGAAACGUUUUAUGAACAGAAGGUUUUCUUGGAAAUUGCUAUACCCACAAUAAUUCGGUUCUUGGAACGAAGCGAGAACAUAGGUCGACUUCCAGGCUAUUAUAUACCGGGAGAUGUCAGAAAGAAUGAUUUUCGAGUGACUGAUAGCAGGUAUUUCUGGUUUGUAUAUUUUCCAAAGAACAAGAUAUGGUUCAUUCAUCCUUUUAAACUUCAUGGACAAGAAAUGGACAAGAAAUUUAACUUAGUUAUGUUAAAAUUCAUUCUCAUAGAAAAAGUGAGAUCGCAAACAAGCUGCGCACACAGUGUGAGGUAG
Molecule: messenger RNA, 7953 nt
Organism: Porites lobata
Lineage: Eukaryota; Metazoa; Cnidaria; Anthozoa; Scleractinia; Poritidae
Source: the annotation of a GenBank genome assembly